UAUACGUGUGUAAUUUUAGGUUACAGCACAUGGUAGGAGUGGCUAAUUGUUUCUAUAAGUGCUUAAACCAUGCAUGUGCCCAGUCUUUUGUUUAGCCAUUAAGAUGAUGGAUCUGGUGCUUUCCACUAGGCUAGUGUUGUUGCUCACAUUUGGCGUCUGCGUUCAUGCGUCUGUCUGCACAUCUAAAGCAAACGGGGAAACUAAAGAUUCAAAUAGCAAAAAAAUACUGCCUCACAGCAGAAACCAGACAUUCAACCAAGAAAAUUGUACUUGUUGUGCAGUCCAUGGCCAAGCCAGUCUCACUGACCUGCUCAGUGAGAAGGUGUUAUCUUGCUGUGGGCUAAAAGUUUAUAAUCCACUCAAUGAGAUAUGCUGCCAAUCUACUGUUUUAAAUAAACCUACAGCGACAGCCCAGUGUUGUGGCAGAGAGGCAUUUGAUGAGGACAGCCAAUUGUGUUGUGGGCCAAAUAACAGUAAAGUUAUUUUAAACAGAAAGUCUCCUGACCAUAGGUGCUGUAAAACGGACCAGUAUAACAUUAAAACUCAAUGCUGUGUUAUGAAGCAUUACAGUAUUCAAGUAGAGUCUAGAUUUAAUGUGUCUCUUGACCAAAGGAAUGCCGUAAGCAAAAUGUCACAAAACCUUACUGAUACAGAACAGUUUGGGUAUUUGUGUUGUGGCGCAAACAGCAGUAAGUUCAUGUUACCCAAGGAGUCCGCUAAGCACCAGUGCUGUGGCCCAGACAAACAGUUCAACAUUGAGACUGAAUGCUGCUGUGAGAAGAAUGGCACACUUCUAGUGACGCCAUUGUCUGAGUGUCCAGCAUCUUGUGAUGGGAGAAUGCAUAAUGAAUCAGCACAAAAGAUUACAUAUACAGAUGGCUCUGUUGAGCAUUUGUGUUGCGGUGCUAACGGCAGCAAGGUUAUGUUACCCAAGGAGUCCCCUAAGCACCAGUGUUGUGGACCAGAGAAACAGUUCAACAUUGAGACUGAAUACUGCGUUGAGAAGAAUGGCACACUUCAAGUGAUGCCAUUGUCUCAGUGUCCAGGUGAAGUUGACGAUAAAGGGACUGACCCACACUACAACCAAGAUGUCCACCAAUCAAAGAGCAAGCAACAAAAUAAAUGUCAUCUAGAAAAUCAGUGUUGUGGAAAUCAAGUCUACAAUGCUUCAACACAUAUUUGCUGCAGUGGAUACAGCCACACAAAAGGGAAGAAUAUCCAGUGCUGUGGGACGGAUGCUUAUGACAUUAAAAGUACUAACUUAAAAUGUUGCAUGGGAUCACUCCAAAACGUGACAUCAAAAAAUGCUUUAUGCUGUGGGUAUAGACUGCUAAAGAAAGAGGAGACAUGUUGCAUUAGUGAGAGUAAACAGCUGCUGUACUCUACAAAGGAAGGACUGCAGUGCUGUGGUCAUCUGUACUACAAUACCUCUCUAUGGUCCUGCUGCUUGGGAAAACUGUCACCGCUGCAACAAAACCAAACCAGCAGAAAAAAACAAGCUCAAGGUUCCCCACAUUUGUCCAUAAAUAAUCAAGAGAAACAAAACCUUUGCAACAAGGUCACACUUGGAAAAGUGGAGAGUGUUUCAUCGUGCAGCAUCAUAUUUAACAGUGUGAUGAAGAUCAAUGCCAAAGAGGGACUUGUUUAUGUUGAACCCCAACAUGUCAUGGUCUCAGAGGAUCCUGGGAACUGUAUUUUGCCUGAAAUCAAAAUUGGAAAAGUGUAUUUCUUUAAUAGAACUGAAGUUUUUGUCAACUUGGAUAACAAGUCUGUCUAUGAAGCUCUUUAUUUCAUUGUAUCCAUGUGUCAACAAUAGUUAUCCUGACAAACCAAACUCUGGUGACAAAGGUUGAAAUGCGAAAAAUAUAUUUUUGCAAGAUAAUUAUAUCUAUGACUUGAAGUUAACAACACAUUAAGCUAGCAUCAUGGAGUUACACUCAGUUUUGGUCUACUGUUAAGAAAUGUUCUCAUGCCACAAGCUAAAUUCACCUGUAUAUUACAUAUAUUUUGCACCUUUUUACUGUUCAUAUUUAGCUAAUGAACCUAAUGUC
Boleophthalmus pectinirostris (great blue-spotted mudskipper) is the source of this 2051-nucleotide messenger RNA. RefSeq lists its product as uncharacterized. The transcript has 15 exons. The coding region runs from base 74 to 1816 and encodes 580 amino acids. NCBI's taxonomy places the organism in Eukaryota, Metazoa, Chordata, Actinopteri, Gobiiformes, Gobiidae. The record is from RefSeq and is a predicted model, not a curated record.